Clunio marinus is the source of this 2538-nucleotide messenger RNA. The record is from the annotation of a GenBank genome assembly. Lineage: Eukaryota; Metazoa; Arthropoda; Insecta; Diptera; Chironomidae.
UUCUUUCAAUCAACUCCUUCGCAAAGUUGCGUUUUUAAAAAAUAAUAAAAAGAAAAGUACCUAAAUAUCUAGAAUAAAUUCUAUUCGAGUAUCAUUCAAGACACCAACAUGUUCGUAGUAAAACGAAAUGGAACAAAGGAAAAGAUUAACUGCGAUAAAGUCACUUCAAGAAUCAAUCAUCUUUGUUUUGGACUGGAUUCAAAAUUUGUUGAAGCUAAACGGAUAACAAGCAAGAUCUUAAAUGGACUUUAUGAUGGAGUAACAAGUGUGGAACUUGAUAAUUUACUAGCUGAAACAGCUGCAACAUUAACAACUGUCCAUUCUGACUUCUCCAUACUUGCUGCUCGAAUUUCUGUAACAAAUUUGUAUAAAGUAACAAAGAGCACUUUCAGUGAUGUCAUCGAUGAUCUCUACAAUAUGGAAAAUGAAUAUUUAAAAGUGAAAUCACCAAUGAUCAGUGAUUUUCAUCAUGAAAUCAUCAUGAAGAAUGCAAACCAAAUCAACAGCGCAAUCGUCCAUGAUCAUGAUUUUGCUUACAAUUAUUUCGGAUUCAAAACAUUGGAACGAAGUUAUUUGUUGAAAAUUAAAGGGAAAAUUGUCGAGAGACCUCAACACAUGUUGAUGCGAGUAGCUAUCGGAAUUCAUGGUGCAGACAUUAAUGCAGCAAUUGAAACUUACAAUUUAUUAUCACAACGAUACUUCACUCAUGCAUCGCCAACACUUUUUGCUGCUGCAACAAGAAGACCUCAAUUAUCGUCUUGUUUUCUACUCUCAAUGUCGGAGGAUUCUAUCGAAGGUGUUUUCCACACACUCACCCAAUGUGCUCUCAUCAGCAAAUCUGCUGGUGGAAUUGGAUUGAACGUUCAUUGCAUUCGAGCUAGGGGAAGUUACAUUGCAGGCACAAAUGGCAUUGCUAAUGGUCUUGUCCCUAUGUUGCGAGUAUUCAACAACACCGCUUGUUAUGUUGACCAGAGUGGUAAUAAACGUCCUGGAGCUUUCGCCAUUUAUCUUGAACCAUGGCAUGGCGACAUCUUCGAGUUUCUGAAUCUUAAGAAAAAUACGGGAGAGGAAAAAGUAAGAGCCAGGGAUAUGUUUUAUGGUCUUUGGAUUCCAGAUUUGUUUAUGCGUCGUGUUGAGAGUAAUGGAAUGUGGUCUUUGAUGUGUCCCUACAACAGUCCAGGAUUGUUUGAAGUUUGGGGAGAAGAAUUUGAUAAACUUUACGAGAAAUAUGAAAGUGAAGGCCGAUAUAUUCGUCAAAUUAAAGCACAAGAUCUUUGGUUUGCCAUUAUUGAGUCUCAAGUGGAAACGGGAACGCCUUACAUGCUUUACAAAGAUGCAUGCAAUCGAAAAUCAAACCAACAGAAUCUUGGAACGAUUCAUUGUUCAAAUCUUUGCACAGAGAUUCUUGAAUAUUCCAAUAAAAAUGAAGUAGCUGUUUGUAAUUUGGCUUCGAUAGCUCUAAACAUGUUUGUUGUGACGAAAAAUGAAGGAGAAAUUUCGUAUGAUUUUGAAAAGUUGAAGGAAGUUGCCAAGAUUGUAGCAAGAAAUCUGAAUAAAAUCAUCGAUGUGAACUUUUAUCCAAUACCAGAAGCUAAAAAAUCCAACAUGCGUCAUCGACCAAUUGGAAUUGGAGUUCAAGGUUUAGCCGAUGCAUUUAUCAUGAUGAGAAUGCCUUUUGAAUCAGCCGAAGCAAGUAAACUUAAUAAACAGAUUUUCGAGACAAUUUAUUUCGGCGCAUUAGAAGCAAGUUGUGAACUUUCUGAAGAACUUGGAACUUAUGAGACUUACCAAGGUUCUCCAGUGUCGAAAGGAAUUCUGCAAUUCGACAUGUGGAAUGAAACGCCAACCGAUCUUUGGGAUUGGUCAACUUUAAAGAGUAAAAUCGCAAAACAUGGCGUGAGAAAUUCUUUGUUAAUCGCACCAAUGCCAACUGCUUCAACAGCCCAAAUUUUAGGUAACAAUGAAAGCUUCGAACCAUACACAAGUAACGUCUACAAUCGUCGAGUUUUAAGUGGAGAAUUUCAAGUUGUCAACCAUCAUCUUAUUAAAGAUUUAACCAAACUUAACUUGUGGAAUGAUAACAUGAAGAAUAAAAUUAUUGCACACAACGGAUCAGUUCAACAAAUCGAAGAAAUUCCCGAAAAAGUUCGUGAGAUUUAUAAGACUGUUUGGGAAAUAUCAAUCAAGAAGCAAAUUCAAAUGGCAGCUGAUCGUGGCGCAUUUAUUGAUCAGUCGCAGUCGUUUAAUAUUCACGUGGCUGAGCCUAAUUAUGGCAAACUCACGUCUAUUCAUUUCUAUGCUUGGAAUAAAGGACUUAAGACUGGAAUGUAUUACCUUCGAACAAAACCAGCAGCAAAUGCAAUUCAAUUUACUGUUGACAAGCAAAAAUUAACUCAAUCAGUGAAUGGUGAUAAUUCUUCUGAUAAACCAACUGAAAAUUCACAAAAAGCAAAUGACAUUGAUGGAUUAGACAAGAAGUUAGAUAAAAUGGUUUGUUCGUUGGAAAAUAAAGACGAAUGCUUAAUGUGUGGCUCUUAA